AUGGGCAAAUUUAUGAAACCCAGGAAGGUAGUGCAGGUCUUGGCUUGUUGCUACUCCAUAUGCAAGGCGGUCAUCAUGAAGAACAUUGAUGAUGACACAUCAGACUGUCACUACAGGCAUGCUCUGGUGGCUGGGAUUGACCACUAUCCCUGCAAAGUGACAGCUGCCAUGAGCAAGAAGAAAACUGCCAAGAGGUCUAUGAUCAAGUCUUUCGUGAAAAUUGAUAAUUACAAUCACCUCAUGCCUACAAGGUACUCUGUGGAUAUCCCCUCAGACAAAACUGUCGUCAACAAGGACAUCUUCAGAGACCCUGCUCUGAAAUGCAAGACUUGA
This is a messenger RNA of Phyllostomus hastatus (greater spear-nosed bat), 333 nucleotides long. RefSeq names its product 60S ribosomal protein L27-like. Lineage: Eukaryota; Metazoa; Chordata; Mammalia; Chiroptera; Phyllostomidae. Gene Ontology annotation, molecular function: structural constituent of ribosome. The transcript has a single exon. The record is from RefSeq and is a predicted model, not a curated record. Gene Ontology annotation, cellular component: cytosolic large ribosomal subunit; ribosome. The coding region runs from base 1 to 333 and encodes 110 amino acids. Gene Ontology annotation, biological process: translation.